AUGCCGAAAGAUAGGACCAAGAAGCGAAAUUUCAGCGGUACCGGUGCACCCAAUGGUCGCGGUGGGAAACCAUACUCAGGCACUCCUGCUGCCUCUGCUGCUGCGAAAGUAGCACAUAACAUCUUCAAGAUGAAUAAGGAUAUGGGUCAGCAUAUUCUUAUCAAUCCGGGUAUUGUGGAUAGGAUUAUUGAUAAAGCGGCGUUGAAGCAGAGUGAUGUCGUCCUCGAAGUCGGUCCCGGAACUGGUAACCUAACCAUGAAAAUCCUUGAAAACGCCCGCAAAGUCAUCGCUGUAGAAAUGGAUCCUCGUAUGGCCGCAGAACUCACAAAACGAGUACAAGGCAAACCCGUCGAACGAAAACUCGAAAUCCUGCUCGGCGAUGUCAUCAAAACCGAGCUUCCAUACUUCGACGUCUGCAUCAGUAAUACACCCUACCAGAUCUCUUCGCCAUUGGUUUUUAAACUAUUAGCAUUACCCACACCGCCUAGGAUGUGCGUACUCAUGUUUCAAAAGGAGUUUGCGGAUAGAUUGACGGCUCAACCUGGUGAUGCUUUUUACUCGAGGUUAUCUGCGAACGUGCAGAUGUGGUCGAAGGUUACACAUGUGAUGAAGGUUGGGAAGGGGAAUUUUAAGCCGCCGCCACAAGUUGAAUCUGCGGUUGUGAAAAUUGAACCUAAGGUUCCUAGGCCGACGGUGUCGUAUGAAGAAUGGGAUGGAAUGUUGAGAAUAUUGUUUAUCAGGAAGAAUAAGACAAUUUCAGCGGUGUUUGGGUUGUCAACAGUGCAGACACUUAUUGAAAGAAACUACAGGACUUGGUGUGCACAGAAUGACAUUCCUCUAGAGACGGAGGAAGGCGAUGGAGAUGUUGAAAUGGGUGGAGAAGCUGAGGAAGUGGCAGCGGACAAUGAUGCUAUGGAAGGACUGGAAGGAGUCGAGGAUGAUGACUUGCCGAGAGGUUACCAUGAGAUUAUAAAUGAAAGUCGGGGCGCAAAGAAGCAAGGGAAAAGGAAGUAUAGAGGCAAAGUUGCAGAGUUGGUGAGGUCGAAAGUUAAAAAGGUCCUCGAAGAAACCGACCUUGCAAAUCGCAGAGCUGCAAAAUGCGACCAGGGUGAUUUCCUCAGUCUACUUUACACCUUCAACAAAGAAGGUAUCCAUUUCAACUAA
Molecule: messenger RNA, 1164 nt
Organism: Orbilia oligospora ATCC 24927
Lineage: Eukaryota; Fungi; Ascomycota; Orbiliomycetes; Orbiliales; Orbiliaceae
Exons: 3
Coding region: 1-1164 (387 amino acids)
Biological process (GO): rRNA methylation
Cellular component (GO): mitochondrial matrix
Molecular function (GO): rRNA (adenine-N6,N6-)-dimethyltransferase activity
Source: RefSeq, a predicted model, not a curated record